Messenger RNA from Seriola dumerili (greater amberjack), 1904 nucleotides. It is a transcript of the gene camk2b1, whose product is annotated as calcium/calmodulin-dependent protein kinase type II subunit beta-like. NCBI's taxonomy places the organism in Eukaryota, Metazoa, Chordata, Actinopteri, Carangiformes, Carangidae. Gene Ontology annotation, molecular function: calmodulin binding; calcium/calmodulin-dependent protein kinase activity; ATP binding. Gene Ontology annotation, cellular component: cytoplasm; neuron projection. Bases 210 to 1850 code for a protein of 546 amino acids. The transcript is spliced from 21 exons. Gene Ontology annotation, biological process: protein phosphorylation. The record is from RefSeq and is a predicted model, not a curated record.
GACACCCACGCCGGGAGCUUCGUCUUUCUACACCUCACCCUCCGUCACUUUCAGCGCCUUGCUUGAAGGCAUUUCACCGCUCCAACGGCCGUGAAGCUGCUGGGCGGACCCGUACUUUUUAAAACGCAAAAUUAGCACAAAAUAAGCGACAUUUUUCUUUUUUAAUUUUCUUUCCGAGCUGAAUAAGGAGAAGAGACAGGGGUAGAGACAUGGCCACGACAACCUGUACGCGAUUCACAGACGAAUACCAGCUAUACGAGGAGCUGGGGAAGGGAGCCUUUUCAGUGGUGCGCAGAUGUGUUAAGCUGUGUACAGGACAGGAGUAUGCCGCCAAAAUAAUCAACACCAAAAAGUUAUCCGCAAGAGAUCACCAGAAGCUGGAGCGAGAGGCUCGGAUCUGUCGCCUGUUGAAACACCCCAACAUCGUUCGUCUUCAUGACAGUAUAUCAGAGGAGGGCUUCCACUACCUCCUGUUUGACUUGGUGACCGGAGGUGAACUGUUUGAGGACAUCGUAGCCAGAGAGUAUUACAGCGAGGCCGACGCCAGUCAUUGCAUCCAGCAGAUCCUGGAGGCGGUGCUUCACUGCCAUCAAAUGGGCGUGGUGCACCGGGACCUGAAGCCAGAGAACCUGCUGCUGGCAAGCAAAUGUAAGAACGCCGCAGUGAAGCUGGCCGACUUUGGCCUGGCCAUCGAGGUGCAGGGCGAUCAGCAGGCCUGGUUUGGAUUUGCUGGCACACCGGGGUACCUGUCCCCUGAGGUAUUGAGGAAGGAGGCAUAUGGCAAACCUGUGGACAUCUGGGCCUGCGGGGUGAUCCUCUAUAUCCUGCUGGUGGGUUACCCUCCUUUCUGGGACGAGGACCAGCACAAGCUGUACCAGCAGAUCAAGGCUGGGGCUUAUGAUUUCCCUUCUCCAGAGUGGGACACAGUCACCCCAGAGGCCAAAAACCUGAUCAACCAGAUGCUGACCAUCAACCCAGCCAAGAGGAUCACUGCUCAGGAGGCCCUCAAGCACCCAUGGGUCUGCCAACGAUCCACAGUGGCGUCUAUGAUGCACAGACAGGAGACCGUGGAGUGCCUGAAGAAAUUCAAUGCCAGGAGGAAACUCAAGGGGGCCAUUCUUACUACCAUGCUGGUUUCUCGAAAUUUCUCUGUGGGCAGCAGGCAGACCACGGCUCCAGCCUCGGUCACUGCCGCCGCAGCAGCGGUGGCUGCAGCCGCCGGCACCACCGCAGGGCUGGUGGAACAAGCUAAGACCUUGCUCAACAAAAAGGCAGAUGUCAAGCCCCAGACAAACAGCACCAAAAACAGCAUAGUCACCAGCCCCAAAGGAAACAUCCCUUCACCUGCUCUGGAACCUCAGACAACCGUCAUCCAUAAUCCAGUGGACGGAACAAAGGAGUCGUCGGACAGCAGCAACACCACUGUGGAGGAUGAAGAUGUGAAAGCACGCAAACAAGAAAUCAUCAAGAUCACCGAGCAGCUGAUCGAGGCGAUCAACAAUGGAGACUUUGAGGCAUACGCUAAGAUCUGCGACCCCGGACUGACCUCGUUUGAGCCGGAGGCGCUGGGCAACCUGGUGGAGGGGAUGGAUUUCCACAGAUUUUACUUUGAGAACCUUUUGGCUAAGAACAGCAAACCCAUUCACACCACCAUCCUGAACCCCCACGUCCACCUGAUCGGCGAGGACGCCGCCUGCAUCGCUUACAUCCGCCUGACCCAGUUUGUUGACGGCCAGGGUCGGCCGCGGUCCAGCCAGUCGGAGGAAACUCGCGUCUGGCAUCGCAGAGACAGCAAGUGGCAGAACAUCCACUUCCACUGCUCAGGCGCACCAGCUGCGCCGCUCCAGUGAGGUUGAACGCCAUAGCUUUGUCUGUGAGGAGUGCUCUGCUGGAAAGAGAGGAGG